Messenger RNA from Macroventuria anomochaeta, 1560 nucleotides. RefSeq lists its product as uncharacterized. The transcript has 2 exons. Bases 45 to 1490 code for a protein of 481 amino acids. Gene Ontology annotation, cellular component: mitochondrial small ribosomal subunit. The record is from RefSeq and is a predicted model, not a curated record. Lineage: Eukaryota; Fungi; Ascomycota; Dothideomycetes; Pleosporales; Didymellaceae. Gene Ontology annotation, molecular function: structural constituent of ribosome.
CAUCAACUGCCAAUUGCCGAGGCCGUGGGUCUCAGUCUCUCAUCAUGCCGUCCGCCAACUGUCUGCGGAACUUCUCGCAGCUGUCCCUCGAUGCAACUGCGCACUCGACUGCCGCUUCGCGAUUUCUGCAGCCGCGCGUGGCCUGCUUCUCCACGUCCGCCGCCCGCUAUGCGAACCCCCAGAUGAAGAAGAAGGGCAUGACGGCGGCGCCAAAGAAGGGAGUGAAGACUUUGAACACCAAGAAGAGCAAGGGCGCAUCAGGUGCCGAUGCUGGCAAGCGGCCAGCGCAGGGGGAGCGAAAGGCACAGCGCAAGCGCAUUGUGCUCAGCAACAACAACGCGUUGGAGGUUUCUUCUUUGAAAGAUCUGACUAAGACGAACGUCCUGAGCGAGGCGAACGAGGGUCUAGUCAUGGGUCUCCCGGAACCCGUUGUCGAUGCGCUGCGAGAUGUGGAAGCUUUCAAGACGACUCAGGGCUGGAGCUUCUUCCGGAGGCCGGCCGUGUUGGUGAGGAAGGAGGCCAUUCAGCUUGCGAAGUUGUUCAAGGCGGCAGAGGAGGCAGCCCCUGGCAAAGACAAGAAGACUAUCCGCCGGAUACUCACUGGCAACAGGAUGAGCGGAAAGAGCACACUGUUGCUUCAGGGCUUGAGCAUGGCUUUCUUGAGGCAGUGGUUCGUUAUUAGUCUUCCAGAGUGCCAGGACAUUGUCAACGCCCACACCGAUUACGCACCCCUGGAGGGCUCCGAGCCCACCCAGUACACACAGGAUACCUAUACUGCAGCUCUCCUGUCACAGACCCUCAAGGCGAACAAGGCUUACUUUGAGAAUGCAAAGAUCACCCAGAAGCACGACCUUGCUGUACCACUUCCUGCGAAGGCCAAGCUCAGUGACCUGGUCGCAAUUGGCGUCGCCAAUCCGGAAGCCUCCUGGUCCGUGUUCAAGGCUCUCUGGACUGAGCUAUCGCAGCCUGGUCAGCCACAGAUCCUUCUUGCUGCCGAGGGACUUUCGCAUAUUAUGCAAAACUCUGAGUACAUGAACGCCGACGUAAAGCCCAUCCACGCCCACGACCUGACCAUCGUCCGUCACUUUGUCGAUCACCUGUCUGGUGUCAAGCAGCUGCCCAACGGCGGUGUCGUGCUCGCCGCAACCUCGAAGUCCAACGCACCCGCCUCGCCAGCCAUGGACUUCCGCAUCAAGUCAGCAGAAGCUCUCAAGAUCCAGACCAGCAUUCCGCAAUGGAACCCUUACACAAACGGCGAUGCACGCACCAUGGAGGCUCUCAAGGACCUCGAAAACCCCAAGGCUGAUCUGGAUAUCCUUGAAGUUGGUGGUUUGAGCAAAGAAGAGGCCAGGAGCAUCAUGGAGUACUAUGCAGAGAGUGGCAUGCUGAGGCAUCAAGUCAACGAUGGCCUCGUUACCGAGAAGUGGAGCUUAGCGGGCAUGGGCAACAUCGGUGAACUGGAGAGAGCGAGUGUAAGAGCCAGAAUAUGAGAAUGGGAGAGUGGGUUGGAAAUAGCGUUGUACCAUAUGUUGGCAUGUAGCACUUGUAGUAUAUGUACAG